AUGGCGCAGCAGCAAGAGCAGAAUGUUCAAAAGAAGGGGAAAAAGAACAAAAAGAAGCAGGCGAACAACCAACAUCACGACCAGGAGCAUCUUCAAAACUACACUACCGCUGAUCAGGCAGGAAUGAGCAAUUGCUCCGAGGCUGGUGCAGGGAAUCCUGGAGAUCAAGUGCAAGCAGACCAGCAGUCUCAAUCCUCCAAGUCCGCACAGUGCUCUCCCUCUAUCGGACCCUGGGGCGCACGAGCCACCGUGCCCGAUCAGGAGGUCGAAUUGGCAAAGCGCGUUUCUAACAAUUUGCAGCUGGCACAGCACGUGGACAAUCCGUACGGGGCGGCUGCUGCUUCCGGUCACGUUGACAAUCCGUAUGGCGCGGCUGCCGGGGGUGCCGCCCCGAGUUCCUUGAGCAGUUUCCAACUUUGCAGCC
Amoebophrya sp. A120 is the source of this 424-nucleotide messenger RNA. The record is from the annotation of a GenBank genome assembly. NCBI's taxonomy places the organism in Eukaryota, Dinophyceae, Syndiniales, Amoebophryaceae.